AUGCGUGCGUCUCCUGAGGUCAGGACCUUGGUGUGGAUUGUGUGGUUCUUUAAUGCAAUGGGCUGCAUCCAGAGUAUCAGGUGUAAGCCGAAGAGUUUCCGCGAGAGUAUCAGCGUUUUGGAGGUCAACUCCUCCAUAGACCCGAACCCCACCAGCAUAGACGAGUCCUCCAGCGUGGUGCUGCGAUACCGAACCCCGCAUUUCAGAGCCUCCGCUCGGGUUCUGGUGCCGCCUGUGGCCGGCAAAGAGACGUGGACCGUCGGCUGGAUUCAGGCAUGCAACCAUAUGGAGUUCUACAACAAAUACGGAAACAAAGGGAUGUCCAGCUGGGAGCUGCCGGACCUGCGCGACGGUAAGAUCCGCGCGAUCAGCGACUCGGACGGCGUCAACUACCCGUGGUACGGCAACACGACGGAGACGUGCACGGUGGCGGGCCCCACCAAGAAGGACACGCGCUUCACCGUCAGCAUGAACGACAACUUCUACCCCAGCGUGACGUGGGGCGUGCCGGUGAGCGACAGCAACGUGGCGCUGCUCAGCAGCAUCCGGCGAGACCAGAGCUUCACCACGUGGCUGGUGGCGGUGCAGCAGGGCUCGGGCGAGACGCUGGUGCUGCAGACGGUGCGCUGGAGGAUGCGGCUGCACAUCGCCGUGGAGCCCGACCGGCCGCUCGGCCAGCGCGCCCGCCUCUGCCAACCCGUCGCCCAGGAGCAGCCGCAGGUGCUGGCCAAGAACGAGCCCAUCCCGCCCAACGCCAUGGUCAAGCCCAACGCCAACGACGCACAGGUGCUCAUGUGGCGGCCAAAGACGGGCGACCCCGUCGUGGUCAUCCCGCCCAAGUACUGACUGACCCACUGACCCUCGCCCCCUGACCCCUGACCUCUGGAGCCCCGCCAGGCUCGCCCCCUGACCCCUGACCUCUGGAGCCCCGCCAGGCUCGCCCCCUCGUCUUCCUGUUCUAUACGCGGACGCUGAGGAGGACGGGGCCGAGCUGCUGACCGACCGACCGCCCGGCAGCGUCGUCAUGGAGACCAAGAGGGAGAGACGAACAAAUUGAACUGGAAUAAAAGCAAGAACUACAACUAUUCUACCUUCAAAUCGGCUCGGAUUCACUGUGCUGUGUGUAGACAUCGCUACCAGACGGAGGGACUGGACAGAGAGAUGACUGGAGCUUGUUUACUGCUGGGGCUUGUUUGUUUGUUUGUUUGUUUGUUUUGUUUGUAGUUUUCUUCAGCGAGAGUUCAGAGUGAAGAAUAUGAAGAGUAGUUGUUUAUUGACAUGCACAUAUGCACAGCUUACUGGUACACCGGUGGAGUUAGUCUAAGGUGUGUGAAGGUGUGUGAAGGUGUGGGCAUUUUUGUAACGAAAAGCACCUUUGGGCUCAGACUAGAUAAGGAGCGAGUAUACAAACUGUGUUUGAGUGACACAAUAGUGCACUUGUGUUUGAGUGACACGUUGUUGUUUGAGUGACACGUCAGUGUUUGAGUGACACGUUGGUGCACUAGUGUUGGAAAGAAGCGAGACAUUCAAUCCAUGCUGCCUUACGUUUACAUUUUGCUUUUUUCACUCAGACUUGGAGCCUUAAACAAUGUGCAAUGCAGUAUUCCUCACACACACACACACACACACACACACACACACACACACACACACACACAAACAAACACACACAUACACACACCCAGGUCCAGUUGCCCUCUGCUGUGGAUCCGUCCAGCAGGCUAGUGGAGAUCUGUACAGCAGCCAUACCCCUCAUCCAGCCAAUCAGUGGUGCGCUCCAGAUCAAAGGUCAUAGGUCAAAGGUGAGACCUGGAGACCGCGCUGUGGCGUGUGACUGGAUGAGCUGUAGUUGUUAGUGUGUGCAGCUUUAAAGGAACACAAGCCAGUGUUCUCCUAGUGACCACUGGGGUUCUACGCACUGACCACUGGGGUUCUACUCACUGACCACUGGGGUUCUACGCACUGACCACUGGGGUUCUACGCAUUGACCACUGGGGUUCUACGCACUGACCACUGGGGCCAAUGGGAGUCCAACAAUCACCUCAUGUCUUCCAGCAGUUUCAUUUCCCAUCUAUGUGCAUGCAUGUGUGUGUGUGUGUGUGUGUGUGUGUGUGAGAGGGGUGUGUGAUCAGCAGAGCAGAGGGGUGGAGGUAGGAAGCGGCUGAUCAAGUGUGUGUGUGUGUGUGUGUGUGUGUGUGUGUGUGUGUGUGUGUUUGUGUGUGUGUGUGUGUGUGCGCUGAUGUGAGAGGGCCAUAGCAGUGAGAUGUGUCCCAUCUGAACGGCCACACCUGGUGAACCUGACCCACAUGUGCUCCUGACCAACUAGAGAGAGAGAGAGAAGAGAGGGAGAGAGAGAGAGAGAAAAAAGAGGGAGAGAGAUAGAGAGAGA
Molecule: messenger RNA, 2389 nt
Organism: Sardina pilchardus (European sardine)
Lineage: Eukaryota; Metazoa; Chordata; Actinopteri; Clupeiformes; Clupeidae
Gene: fam78ab
Product: family with sequence similarity 78 member Ab
Exons: 2
Coding region: 1-846 (281 amino acids)
Source: RefSeq, a predicted model, not a curated record